Limulus polyphemus (Atlantic horseshoe crab) is the source of this 2245-nucleotide messenger RNA. RefSeq lists its product as uncharacterized. The record is from RefSeq and is a predicted model, not a curated record. Gene Ontology annotation, molecular function: protein dimerization activity. The transcript is spliced from 13 exons. Lineage: Eukaryota; Metazoa; Arthropoda; Merostomata; Xiphosura; Limulidae. Gene Ontology annotation, biological process: meiotic cell cycle; cellular response to retinoic acid. Bases 1 to 2040 code for a protein of 679 amino acids.
AUGGCUAAUGUGAAAAGCAGAAAAUUUCAAGUAUCGCACGAUGUCAUUGGAAAAAUGAGACACCGACAGUCGGACGCUAGAUGGCGUGCAGGGCUUGCCAACUGUUUCAGUCAGCUGAGAAGGACUGUGAAUGAUGAUCAAAAUGUAAACACUGAAAGAUUUGGGAAAAGAAAGGCGUCAAAAGCUGAAAUUCUAAAAGCAUCUAUUGACCAUGUACAGUUUUUAGAAAGCACUGUGGAGUUUCUGAUAAAAGAAAAAGCAAAACAUGAUGGAUAUAAUGAAAAAACCCUGCCCCACAUGUACACUUUGGAUUACUACAAAGAAAUAUUUUGUUUAGAAGAAGCCAAGGAAAAUAAUGGUGUUAAACAGGAAAAAUAUCUUCAAAGAACUGUUUCUUAUCCCAGAAAGAGACACGUGUGUGGUGAAGGUAAAGCUAAUACUUUGUCACUAGAUAAAAACAAGAUUCCUCGUACUAGUACGAAGUUGGAUUCCUUUGUUACUGUCUAUCCUACAGUAGAGCACAGUUACCAUAUCUCCAGUCAUGUUACAGAAACCAACAAAGAAGCAUGUGAAAGUAAGAAAAAUCAUACUUCUAGAAGGUCACGUACUAGCAGGAAAGAGAAUGUAACUCCUGAGAAAAUGACUUUGAGUGAGAAAAAAGAAAGCAUUUUUGAACAACAAAACUCCUUGGCAGACUAUGAUUAUGAUUUUGUUUGUAACAGAUUAUGGAAACAGGAACCUUUGCCAUCUCUUGUAACACCUGUUCUAUGUGCAAAAUCACAAAAGUCUGCUGGAUCCUGCCCAGUAGGUGUAACAACUGUUGAGGCAACUCCCUGCAGCUCUCUUAGUAAUUCCAGGAAACGUGGACGGGGAGGAAAAAGAAAUAGCUAUAUUGGAUCUCGUCGAAAAACUUUAUCAUCAGUUCGCAGAAACAUUUUGGAUAGCUUUGUCUCAGAUGACAGUGAUGAAAAAAAUUAUGUUAUGGCAUCAAAACUUGGUAAGAGCUCUCGUAGAAAGAAGUCUUUAAAGAAAUCACAACCUCAUGAAAAAGGGAAAAACCAGAAAUCUGAAAAAUCCAUAGGAAAGUCAAGUUCAAAAAAAAGUAUUAAAACCAACAUUGGUUCAAAGAAUGAACCAAUAACACCAGUUCGAGGAGUUUCUUUUCGUAGUCCUGGUAAUGGUUCUUCUGUCUACCAUUAUCAUCCUAUUACUCCUCCAAGGUUUAACCAAGACAGCAGUCUUGCUAAAGUGAGGUACAACAAGUUCCCAGUAAGAAGAUGUUUAAACAGCAGUCUAGAGGAUUGUUCUUCUAAAUCUCAAAGAAAUAUUGUUAUUGCACCUGAAAAGGAUGACAAAAAAAAUGUUUUUUCCUCUGUAUCAGUUGGACCAAUGGAAAAACAGGUAUCAAAAGUUUUAUCACCUUGGCUAUGUAGGAAACAUAUAGAAGAUUUGAGCAAUAAAGAGAAGCUAAGAGAUACAACAGAAGUGACCAAAUCUGUGAACUAUAAUGAUACGUUAGAGUUUGAAGGAUAUCAACUGUUCUACAAACGUGUGAAAAAACAUUUGGAGUUUAAGCUAUUAUCUGACAAUCAGGAUGAUAUAGCUGUUUCAGAGUUGAUUUCUCAGAUGUGGAACAAUUUAGAAGAGGACCAAAGAGCCACUAUUUCAUCAAUUGCUGCUGCUCAGAUUCAGAGUGGAAAUAGCCCAGAUCCAUCAGUCACAGGAAGAUGUUUGAAGGAUUUGCCUCUGUCACUAAAGCUAGAUAUUGAUGAAAAUGAAUUAAGUUCUGUAUUAAUCCAUGUAUCACAAAACAACCAUGACAAAUUAAACCAGUUCAUGGAAGAGGAGAGGGACUGCCGUAAUUCUCCAAUCAAAAAGACUUCUGGUGAUGAAAAAGACCUAGAUAUCUCACCUUUCUGUAUGGGCCUCUCACCAUGUGUGUGGGACAUGUCAUGGCUGCAGACGACUUUCAGUGUUUCAUCAAAUUCUUCGUCUUCUGAUAUCUGCAGUUCUUUGAUAUUGAUGGGGAGGAAUAUGUAAUGCUCAGGAUGGAUAGUUGUCUACUUAGUAAGAAUGGUAGCUUCAGAACAGUAGUAUAGGCCAUGAAUUCUGGGUUUCAUCCAGGUUCUUCUUGUUAGGAAGGCAAGUAGUGUUAGGUUUCCUUUAAAUAUUCUCCAUAUAAAUUGUACCACUCCAACAGUAUAAAGAUGGGCACUGUAGACUGUCAGCCUCCAGAAUGAGGAAG